Quercus lobata is the source of this 1916-nucleotide messenger RNA. Its product is annotated as beta-1,4-N-acetylglucosaminyltransferase family protein. Gene Ontology annotation, biological process: N-acetylglucosamine metabolic process. Gene Ontology annotation, cellular component: membrane. The transcript is spliced from 4 exons. Gene Ontology annotation, molecular function: beta-1,4-mannosylglycoprotein 4-beta-N-acetylglucosaminyltransferase activity. The coding region runs from base 628 to 1719 and encodes 363 amino acids. Lineage: Eukaryota; Viridiplantae; Streptophyta; Magnoliopsida; Fagales; Fagaceae. The record is from RefSeq and is a predicted model, not a curated record.
AGAAAAAGAAAAACAACAACAACAACAUUGUAAUCAUCCACGCUUGACGCCUAUUUUUGAUCUUCAUUGGUUUGAAUUGCAAAAACCUUAGCAGCGCAACUGUGGAGAAACUUAGUGUUUUUCCACCAAUUCAUAUCAACUCCGUGGUUCACUCUUCACUUCUCUCUCCCCCCGAAUUUCUCUCAUCUCUGUUCAUCUUUUUCUCUCUCUUUAUCUUAUACUAAGUUUAACACUCUCUCUCUCUCUCUCUCUCUCUCUCUCUCUCUGUGUUUGUGUAUCUCUGUGUUUGUGUGGAGCUGGCGGGAAUGCAUUCAGGGCCAAUCACAAGGCCUCUGCAGCUUCAAAAAGGGGUAACUUUUUAUCUCUUAUGGAGAUUAUUCCUCACUGGUAAUAAGCGGAUAAAGUAGCUUGGUCACCAUGAGUCAAUCAUAUGGUUCAGGAGGCUUGCCAAGAGAAACUUUGGAACACUAUCAAUAAUUCAUAAGGAGUGCAAGGUUGAGAAGGAUUUUCUUUGAAUGGAUAGUUCUAGCUUGCUGAACUGUGUGCAUUCAGGUGACCAAGAUUGGAAAAGCCUUGAUUUUUCUUUUAGUUGAGUACUUCUUUUCCAAAUUAUUCCCCCUUCAAAGCAUGGCACCACGACCUCUCCGCCUCACCUACCAACGACCACCACCUAGGUUCCUUUUCAUCAUACUUUUGAUAAUUAUUCCUGUUUCUAUGGUUGGAAUUUUCACUUACGGCCAGAAAAUAUCAUAUUUUUUCCGACCACUUUGGGACAAUCCUCCACCACCCUUCAAACGCCUUUCACACUAUUAUGCUGAAAAUGUAUCAAUGGACCACCUUUGCCGCCUCCAUGGCUGGUCUGUACGCUCUGAACCCCGCCAAGUUUAUGAUGCCAUCAUCUUCAGCAAUGAGCUGGACAUACUGGAGAUCAGGUGGCGUGAGCUUCAUUCCUUAGUCACAAAAUUUGUCAUCCUUGAGUCCAAUACCACUUUCACCGGCAUCCCCAAACCUCUAUUCUUUGCUUCAAAUCAGACCCGGUUUGCUUUUGCUGAGGGGAAGAUUGUCCAUGAUGUAUUCUCUGGCCGAAUUGCAGCUCAUGGAUCAUGUGAAGACCCAUUUGCACUUGAGUCUAAGCAACGUGCUGCUAUGAAUGGAUUACUUCGGCUUGCAGGGAUAUCCAGUGGUGACAUUCUCAUCAUGUCAGAUACCGAUGAGAUACCAAGCUCACAUACUGUGAAACUACUGCAAUGGUGUGAUGGGAUUCCACCAGUAAUGCAUCUUGAGUUCAGGCACUACAUGUACUCAUUCGAGUUCCCCGUGGACUACAGCAGCUGGCGUGCCACAGCCCACGUCUUUCACCCACGCACCCUUUACCGGCAUUCACGCCAAACUGAUCUAAUAUUGUCUGAUGCAGGAUGGCAUUGUAGCUUUUGUUUUCGGCAUAUUCAGGAGUUUGUGUUUAAGAUGACUGCUUAUAGCCAUGCAGAUCGUGUGAAGCGGAGGGAUUUUUUAGACCAUUCAAGAAUCCAGAACCUCAUUUGCCAGGGAGAUGAUCUCUUUGAUAUGCUACCCGAAGAAUACACCUUUCAGGAGUUAUUUAAAAAGAUGGGGCCAAUCCCUAGUUCAUGUUCUGCAGUCCAUCUUCCUGCUUACUUGAUAGAGAAUGCAGAUAACUAUAGGUUCCUUCUCCCAGGAGGCUGUUUAAGAUCUCCAGAAUGAAGAUUUUUGGCCAGCCCAAAAAUAAAAGGAUUAGAAAGUAUAGUAUGGAACUUUAGGAUUCCACUGCUCUUUUUUUUUUUUUUUUUCAUAAAGAGGUUUCAGUGCCUGAAAGCUGCCAGAGAUGUGAAAAUUGUAGCGUUCACUCCUUUUUGUUGUGUUCUUAUAAAUGCUCUUUGAUAAUCUACCAUUUUCCCAAA